This is a messenger RNA of Psylliodes chrysocephalus, 2808 nucleotides long. NCBI's taxonomy places the organism in Eukaryota, Metazoa, Arthropoda, Insecta, Coleoptera, Chrysomelidae. The record is from the annotation of a GenBank genome assembly.
UUCCGUUCGUCGAGCAUUUACAAACAACGUGUCGUGUGACUUUAGUUAAAAUGGUGUCAGCAAAUCCAGCAACUAUUCUAAAUCUUAAAAACAUUUGUAGAUUGUGUGGUAACAAAAUGGAAUUAAUGUGGAUAUUCGAUACGAAGUUUAAUUUCCCUCAACCUAUGAAAAGUAUUGUAUCAGCUGUUACAACGAUCGAGAUUAAUAAAGAAGAUUUUCUUUCUCAAAAAAUAUGCUCAAAGUGCGUCGCAAACGCCAUCAAAAUGUACCAGUUCCGUGAUGAAUGCAUAAGGCAUGAUAAAGUUAUCAGGGAACAACUAGAAGAAUUACUUAAAACUGAUGAAAAGCUUAGAAAUUCUUUGUCAAAAGAAAAUAAAGUCUCACAAUUACCAAAAAAAGAAGAAGAAAAGACUGCUCCUCCGGAAACAAAAAAACCUGCAGAAAAGUCCUCGGUUAAAACGUACACGUUACAUAACAGCGUCAAAAAUCUUUUCAAAGCGUACCCUCAACUUAGAAUGCCUGCCAUAACUCUUAAAUGUGACAUCAAUCCUAGCGUCAUAAUGGAAUUGGAUGCUGUGGAAAAUUACUUUAAAGUUAGAGAAUUAAAUAUAGACAGAUAUGUUCAGAAGACUUCGAAAACACCGAAAACAGUAGCGAUUAAGAGUACAUCAGCACCAUCUAAACGUUUGACGAAAAAUCCGUUCAGUGCAACAGAUAUAAUUGCUAGACGAAUUAGUAAUAAGGUAAUAAAAAAUCAUCCUGAUCCUGAACCUCCAAAUCUUCUGAAAGAACCAACAAGUAAACGGGACAGGAAAAGAAAACGACCUUUUAGCCCCAGUACCACACCUAAAAUUUUAAAGAAACCACUCAUAGAAGACUCAGUUAGUACGACCUCCUCGUUAAGUCCAGUUCCAUCAAAUUUCAGCGAAGAUUUUUCUGACGUUUGCGGCAUAGCCAAGAAAUCUCACGAAUUACACGUGUGCAACAUCUGCAAUUCCGUUCAUUAUCACGCAAAAGAAUUGAAGAAGCAUCUGAUCAAACACUUGUAUUGCCAGUUUUGCAAACGCAAAUUCAAAACGAUGGAGAUCAAAGAAGAACAUAUCGAAUCGAGUUGUAAGAUACAGAAAGCAAUGAAGGGCAUGACCAUUUUGCCCGAUGUGUAUCUAGUGAGGGUCGAGUUAGAUAAGAAAAUCAUACAAAAAUACGCUAAAGCUUUAAUUGAAUUAGAAAUUAAAAAUGAUGUUAUAGAAAUUGAGUCAGAUAAAGAAAAUAAAAAUAAAAAAGAAUCUCCGAUCAUUAAAGAUGAACCAAAUAAUUUCACGCGCCCGAAAAUUGAAAUUACAGACGGCCUUUUAAACAAAAUCGUACUAGAUAACAGCCACUCCACUGAUGUAAAACUUCUGAAAACUCUUUUAAGUUCUUAUAACAAGAAUCUCAAAAAAAAUGUUAAUUUUAAUAAAAAAGUCAGCAGUCAAACUCAAACCAUAUUGCCAACUAACGAGUUAAUCAAAACCCAUCGGGAAGAUGGUUCGAUUGAAAUGCAAGCUAUAAUACAACAAUUGCAUUAUUAUAAAAUUCCCAUGCAAAUUAAGUACGGUACGAUUAUUAACGCAUGUUAUAAAUACGAUUGUAGGAAUGAUGAAAAUAAGGUAGUAGAACAUUGGGAUGAUCUUAUUCCAAUAGAUCUUCCAAAUGAGAGUAAUCAAGUUUCAAGUUUACAAGACUACAUAAAAUCCGAAGAAUUGUUUAUUGAUGAUAUUCAUCAUUCGCUUAUAAUUGCAGAUGAAGAAAUUGAUGAUGAUAAUGAUGUGGAUAUUGAAGGGAUUGAAUUAGUCGAUAUGGAGACAGAUCAAAAUAUUACCGAAGGUAAUAAUCAUUUGACAGAACCUGCUAAAAGUAAUGAUGAUAAUGCUGAGAAUGAAUUAGAUAUUGAAGGACACGGUUCAGUCAAUAUGGAAAUUAUUGAAAAUGUUAGUAAAGCCACUUCUCCUUUCUAUAAUCGUUUGAUAGUACCUACUCAAAUAAACACAUCAGGUAGCACUGUAAAUUGUGACAGUAACUUUUGCCAAAAAGAUUUAAUUAAAGAAAUUAACAAUAUAAAAGAUAUAAAUGAUGAUCGACAAUUAUUUACUUCUACAGAAACGUUUACUUUGAAAGAUGCUAUGUCUAAUAUUGAUAGAAAUAAAUGUAACAGAGAUGCGGCUGAUACAUUGAAAGAAAGUUCUGUUCCAAAUGGUGACGUUACAGAGGUGUUGAACCUGGAUAACGAAUGUUCCAGCUCUCAAGAUGAUUGUUUUGACGAAAUCAGGGAUGCGAGAGACCGUACCAAAGAAAAUGGAUGUGGUGAAAAAUUACACGAUAAAGCUUUGUUAAUUAAAGAAGACGGAGAUGUAUUGUAUAAUUCGCGUGUUAGCAGUGAUAAUGGAGGAAAAUACGAAACAAAUCCGUUUGCCGAUCCACUCUUUUUUGCGAAAGAAACGGAGAUGAAUCUCGAUGUUGAUGAUUCUAAUUCUCCAGUUAGAACUGAAGAGAGUUAUAUAGCUACAUCUUCGCAUUCUAAUGAAUCUUCAAAUAGUUUUCCUUUUAUAAGAGUAAAGACUGUUUUUGAAUUGACUCAGUAAUGUUAUAUAAAUAUUUCUAUACAUUUUUUAAAUUAAGUUUUUUUUAAGUUUUUACUAUAACUAUUCCUGUUACAAAAGUAAUGAGUUAAUUGUUUUUUAAAUAUUAAAUCCAAUGUUAGAUAAUUUAAUUUUUAUAAAAAAAAAUAAAAUCAUUUUAACGAAAAAUCGGCUAUUUUAUUGAAGCUCC